GUUGUUAGGACACUCCGCCAUAUGUAAACCGGUAAUGGUAAGGCGGACUAGCGCAGUUGCAAGUUUCAUUUUGUGUCGGUAAAGUGUCAAGAAAAAACAGGCAAAAUGUCGGAUAUGGGAUCUGAAGAGAUGGAGGAGGAGCAGGGGCCUUAUUUAGGCGAGUAUGAAGGAGGGCGUAAUGAACGCGAGGAACGUCAUGGACACGGCAAGGCCACACUGCCAAACGGAGACACAUAUGAAGGGAACUACGAAAAUGGAAAGCGCCACGGACAGGGAGUGUACAGAUUUAAGAAUGGUGCCCGAUACAUUGGAGAAUAUGUAAAAAACAAGAAACACGGCCAGGGCACAUUCAUAUACCCUGAUGGCUCAAAAUAUGAAGGCAGCUGGGUGGAGGAUCAAAGAUGUGGAUUUGGCAAAUACUUCUACGUGAACGGCGACACUUAUGAGGGUGAAUGGCAGAAACAUGUGCGUCACGGACAGGGGAGCUACACCUAUGCUGCCACUGGUACUUACGUCGGCACAUGGAUGGACGGGAAGAGGGAUUGUCAUGGGGAGCUUGUCCAUGCUAACCACAAAUAUGUGGGCACAUUCAAGGAAGACCGAGUGAGUUGCCAGGAGCAGUGUCAAUGGAGGGUAAGGGGAAAAUACGUCUUUGAUAUCGGCUGCGAGCAGCACGGAGAAUACAUCCCCAUCGAACAGGAACGUGAAGACAAGGGUGAUGAAGAGGAGACUCAGGCUAACAUCAUCUCCAAAUGGAAGGCAGGUCAGGUCACCGCCAUCCAUCUCCGCACGGAGGAAGAUGAGGAGGAAGAGGAGACAACUCAGACUGGGGAGGUCAGCGCUGAGGGAGAGCAGGCUGCAGGGGAGACGCAAGGUGAGGGUGAGCAGGUUGAGGCAACAGUUGAGCAGACAGGCGAGACUCCAAGGGAGGCAACUCCAGGGGGGGAACAAACUGCAGACCAGGAAAAAACUGAGGAACCAACAACAGGUGGGGAACAGAGUGAGACACAGGAAGAGGGAACAGCUGAGGAGACAGAAGGGGAACAGCAGGCAGAGGGGGAACAGGCUGAGACUACUGAAGAUGCUGAAGCAGCUGACUGAACUCCUUGAGGAGUGUCAUGAACAAUUUUUCAACCUGGGGAACUGGCAUAAGAGAAUGUCAGCUGAAACUGCCACAGGAAUAAUUUCAUUAUGUAAUUUUAUAAAUUUAUCAACAAAAUUAUUAUUGCCAGGUAUUAAAAGUUGAAA
This is a messenger RNA of Haliotis rubra (blacklip abalone), 1248 nucleotides long. Its product is annotated as radial spoke head 1 homolog. The record is from RefSeq and is a predicted model, not a curated record. Gene Ontology annotation, biological process: axoneme assembly; spermatid development. Gene Ontology annotation, cellular component: nucleus; motile cilium. NCBI's taxonomy places the organism in Eukaryota, Metazoa, Mollusca, Gastropoda, Lepetellida, Haliotidae.